AUGGCGGGCCCUCGCUACUUGUUUGACCCCGACACUGGUCUGCUGACGCGCGCCGGCGAGGGCGCCGCCAGGAGCGGAGCCGCCCCGACGCGUCGCUUUGUGGAGGACUGGCGGACGGGCGCGUUCUACCCGGUGCAUGCUGGCGGCGAGGGCGGCUGCGGGGCAUGGCUCAGGUGGCGGCUGGCGCGUCGGCCGCGUGACUGGGAGGCGGAGGAGGAGGGGGGACUGCUGAAGGGCAUCACAGACUUUGCUGACACGAUGGGCCACUGGAGCGGGGUGCUCGGCAUGUUUGCACAGGGCCUGUGCGGCGGCCUGGCGCUGCUUGGGUUCUUCCAGACGUACUUGCUAUCUGCAGCAGCGGGGCCCGAGGCAUUCCUGGCGACCUACUCGCCCGUCGCGCAGCAGGUCAACCGCGCCUACCUCGGGCUUCUGAGCCUGAGCAUGGUGGCAGCCGCCAGCCGCAUGGCGUUCGACCGGAUAGGCGGCUUUGAACCCCUCGGCCUGAGGCUGCGCGUCGUGGAUGCCGCGACGAUGGCCUUGUUUGUUGUGGCGUACGUUAUAAAUCUGGUGGCGACGCCGAUGGAUGAUCAGCUCACUUACGAGGCCGCGCGCUCGCCCGGCUACUGGCAGCUUCCGCUGCUGCGAGCGUUCCAGUCGCGCCUGGCGCUGUGGCACGUGGCCAACCUCGCGCGCGUCUGCGCGUGCGGCGCGGCGUGGGGGCUGGUGUGCUACCGGGCGUCGCCGCGCGUGGUGGGCGCGGUGUACGCGUCGCGGGGCGCGGGGCAGGGGGGGCGGGCGCCCUGCACGCUGCCGGCGGCGGCGGCGACGGCGGCGGGCGGCCAGCAGUACGGCAGUGGUGCGCUCCCGUCGGUCGCAAUCGGGUGA
Molecule: messenger RNA, 885 nt
Organism: Monoraphidium neglectum
Lineage: Eukaryota; Viridiplantae; Chlorophyta; Chlorophyceae; Sphaeropleales; Selenastraceae
Exons: 5
Coding region: 1-885 (294 amino acids)
Biological process (GO): cilium assembly
Cellular component (GO): ciliary transition zone
Source: RefSeq, a predicted model, not a curated record